Messenger RNA from Acipenser ruthenus (sterlet), 3149 nucleotides. RefSeq names its product calcineurin B homologous protein 1-like. The record is from RefSeq and is a predicted model, not a curated record. The transcript has 7 exons. Lineage: Eukaryota; Metazoa; Chordata; Actinopteri; Acipenseriformes; Acipenseridae. The coding region runs from base 282 to 869 and encodes 195 amino acids. Gene Ontology annotation, molecular function: calcium ion binding.
CCGGCCCACCAAAAAGGCAUAACAGGAAAUGCUUGCCUCUGCUUAAAAAGGGGAGAGGACAUAAAAGGAGCAACUUAGUGUUAUGGAAAUGGGUCAUAAGUAAGGAAACUAUUCACAAAAGUCUGAAUUUACCACAGCCGAGAUUAAAUAGACAGAAGGAAACAAAUCUCUUCCUAAAGUAUAUUCACUCACUGAAUUGACAGACUGAGCGUCAACUGUCAUUCGCCAAGUCACUAGUACAGCACAGGCAGAACAGAACAUUAACACAGACAUUUCUUAUAAUGGGGUCGAGAGCUUCAACGUUGCUGCGAGACGAAGAAAUUGAAGAGAUUAAAAAGGAAACCGGCUUUUCCCACAGUCAGAUAACACGACUGUACAGCCGAUUUACCAGCCUGGACAAAGGAGAAAAUGGGACACUAUGCCGUGAAGAUUUCCAAAGAAUACCAGAACUUGCUAUUAACCCUUUGGGAGACAGAAUAAUCAACACUUUCUUUCCAGAAGGAGAGGACCAGGUGAACUUCCGUGGGUUCAUGCGGACAUUGGCACAUUUCCGCCCUAUAGAUGACCAUGAGAAGAACAAAGACCCCAAUGUUUCUGAACCACUAAACAGCAGAAACAACAAGCUGCUUUUUGCUUUCCGUCUUUACGAUCUGGACAAGGAUGACAAGAUUUCACGGGAUGAGCUCUUGCAGGUCUUGCGCAUGAUGGUUGGUGUUAACAUCUCUGAUGAUCAGUUGGGCAGCAUUGCUGACAGGACCAUUCAGGAGGCAGAUCAGGAUGGCGACAGUUCCAUUUCCUUCACUGAGUUCAUAAAGGUUUUAGAAAAGGUGGAUGUAGAGCAGAAAAUGAGCAUCCGAUUCCUUCACUAAAAGAAGAUGUCUGCAUUUAGCUGAGGAGUUGCGUCACAUCAUCUUGUAAAUAACACAGGCUUUGCAUCUGGUGUGUGUAUCAUACACGUUAACAGUCCCCAAGAAAAGAAUAAAUGCAAUUUCUUUUUUUUUUCUUUUUUUUUUUUUUUAAUGUAAGUGGACUUUCAACCUUGCGCUGCUCCAUGUGUAACAAAGGAAGGUUGUGUGCCUUGGAACGUAAACAGUGUCCACCAAAGUUUGUUUAAGGUUUCAAAUCGUUCUUCUGCUGUACUUGGGGGUGGGGGGGGGGGGAGGGGGAGACUUGUUUGUGUGAGGAAAGGUUCCUAUUAAGCACUUCUUGCUAGCCCUAAAAAAUAUUGGAAGCAAUUGUAUGGGUGCCCUCCUUACCCAUCAGCUUGUCCUCUUUUUGAGGUUUUGACAGUUUUCUUAUAGCAGUGCUUUUUGUAUUGUUUAAUUUUCCAUAAUUUGGAAGUUUAAAUCUUAAAACUGUCCCAUGGGGUUCCAACUGCUUGAACAGUACAUUAUAUGAAAAAAAAAAAAAAACCACCAAGCAAACUGUCUCCUAAGCUCAUGUGCUACUAACAGUAGGUCUGUGUCAUAGUGGCCAGGUUUCCACCCUGCAAAUAAGAAAUAACCUCUCUGACCAUGUAGCUCAUUUCUUUAUUUCCUUGUUAUUCAGCUGUAUUCUGUAUCAAGAUUGAAAUACAUUUAAUUGUACAUAGCCUGUGAAUAUUGGUCCACUAACAAUCUUUAGAGUAAAAUUAUGUUUUAUAGUCUUUUACUAUAGCUAUUGGUACGUUUAAAGGGACUUGUUGUUUUGUGUUGUUAAAGUAUUGAAAUUAAUAACUAAAGACUGGGAGCUAAUGUGUAUGUACACUGUUCAAACCCAGAGUGCAAUUCUGAUCAGAUCAGAGAGUUUAAAGAGCUAGUCACAUUGGGAGCAUCAAAAAGCUAUACCUGACUCUACCUGUAUUGUAAAGCCGUCAUCAUAAAUUCCUAAUGUAUUGCUUAGGCCAAGAUUAAUGAGUAUGAAGAGACAGGAAACAACACUAUGCAUCUGCAAUGGUGAUUUAUUAAACUCACAGUCCUUUAAAAAGUAUUCUUUUGUUUUACCUUAUUUACUUUGUAGACUUUCAUUCCAUGGAACGUUUCAUAAAACUAUUCAAUGCAGUUGGGCAAUGUCCCUCCUUCCUGACUUGUAUUUGCCAUUGAUUCGAUCUGAAUACUUUAAACCCACCCCAACUACUGAGUGGCAGCAAAUUCUUACAUUUCUAUUGGAGACUCCUCUUGCAAGAUUUAAAAUGAGAUUAGAAGGUUUGUUUGCGGGAUUUAAAGCUAUAUUACAGUAAGAUAGAGAGGAUUUAAAACAAAAUUGCACAUUGUGGCAAAAUGUAAAAAAUACCUAGACACACAAAAACCCCAGAAGAUUGUUCCCGUGACCAUAAGGAUUUCAUUGAGGAAGACAGCAAAGGAAAGAAGGUACAACUUAAGUGCGCAAAUACUGUGGGGUUACUAUACCUAUUGUAAGAAAAAAAUGGCUAAGCAUUUUGGAAAGAAACUGAAAAUAAUAAUUUCAUACAGUAUAUAAAAAGCGAAAGCCCUGAAAAAAACAGAUUUUGGGGUAUCUCAAAAAUAGCUAAAAAUAAGCACCGAAAAAUAAAAUUAAUAAAAAACAGAAGCGCUAGAUGUAAUGUACAAUACCAGAAUGUAUUAUUAGGAUAACACGGCUUGAUAAACUACAUACACAUAAAUACAGGUUUUGUUUAACCACAUUACACAUAUUUGUUGUUGGUAUGGUAUAUUUUGCUGUUAGUCAUUACAUUUGGUAUCAUGUCCAUUUUGUGGAGCAAAGAAAUUAGAUUUAACAUUCCAAUUGCAUUGCAUUCCAGUUUUUACUGUGAGCCUUAAUUUUAUGUACAAAAUAUACAGUACAUGUUAUUUAUAAUAAUCAGAUGUGUUUUAUUAAGUUCACACUAAAAGCUUAAAUGGCUCACACGGAUAUGCAAUUAAACCUGGAAUUAUGCCCUGCUACCCAAUCGGUGUGCUCUGUGCUGUCAUUUGGUCUCUGACUUGUUUAUAGGUUCUGAGGAGAGGAAUAUCUCACAAAUACAAAUCCAUGGUCAUUGAGGAUGUUACACAAGAGACUGUACCAUGGAAAUCAUGAGGGAAAAUGUUGGCAAAUUGCAUAUCUUUGGCAAUAUGUAAUAAAAAUUGUUAUUUUGUUUGCAGUAUCAAAAAGGCUUGCCUAUAAUUUUGCUAAUAAAUAUCUAAACCUAGAAA